AGGUGGGAGCAUUUCCAGCAGGUAGGCCCGGGCAGAGGGGCACCAACGGGGUGGAGAGGGGUUGCUCCUAGCCCAGGCGAGUCCCAGAGCAGAGACCAGCAGAACUGGGGGAGCAGCCACCAGCCCAGCAGGAUGGACAACAGCAAAGGCCUCCCAGCCAUCGACAGCCACAGAGACCUCCACAUAUGGAUCAUUCAGAACCUGAAGAUGGUUCCAGUACCUGAGAAGGCUUAUGGGAACUUCUUUGAGAAACACUGUUAUAUCAUCCUCCACGUCCCCCAGAGCCCAAAGGCCACACAGGAGGCAUCCAGUGACCUGCACUACUGGAUCGGGAAGGAGGCAGGUGCUGAGGCUCAGGCAGCUGCAGGCACCUUUGUGCAGCGCCUGCAAGAAGAGCUAGGGGACUGGACAGUGCAACACCGGGAAGUGCAGGGCCAUGAGUCCGACUGUUUCCACAGCUACUUCCACCCCGGAGUCAUCUACAGGAAGGGAGGCCUAGCCUCUGACCUCAAGCAUGUGGAGACCAACAUGUACAACAUCCAGCGACUGCUGCACAUCAAAGCGAGGAAGCAUGUGUCUGCCACUGAGGUGGAGCUGUCCUGGAACAGCUUUAAUAAGGGUGACAUCUUCCUGUUGGACCUGGGCAUGGUGAUGAUUCAGUGGAAUGGGUCCAAGAUCAGCAUUUCUGAGAAGUCUCGGGGCCUGCUCCUCACCUGCAGCAUCCGGGACAGGGAACGUGGAGGUCGCGCACAGAUCAGCGUGGUGGAUGAACAAGUUGAAGCCACUGACCUCAUGCAUAUCAUGGAGGCUGUGCUGGGUCGUAGAGUGGGCAGUCUGCAUGCAGCCGUACCCAGCAAGAGUAUUAACCAGCUGCAGAAGGCCAAUGUCCGCCUCUACCAUGUCUACGAGAAAGGCAAGGACUUGGUGAUACAGGAACUGGCGACCCGCCCCCUGACCCAGGACCUGCUGCAGGAGGAGGAUUGCUACAUCCUGGACCAGGGUGGCUUCAAGAUCUACUUAUGGCAGGGACGUAUGUCCAACCUUGAGGAGAAAAAGGCUGCCUUCAGCAGGGCUGUGGGCUUCAUCCAGGCCAAGGGCUACCCGACCUACACCAGCGUGGAGGUGGUGAACGACGGCGCCGAGUCCGCCGCCUUCAAGCAGAUCUUCCGAACGUGGUCUCGCGAGCGGGGCAGGAAAAAACUCCACGGGACCGGUAAAUCGAUUCAGGUAAAGCUGGACGUGGGCAAGCUGCACAGCCAGCCAGAGCUAGCGGCCCAGCUCAGGAUGGUGGACGACGGCUCUGGGAAGGUGGAGGUGUGGUGCAUCCAGGACUCAUGCAGGCAGCCCGUGGACUCCAAGCAGCAUGGACAGUUGUGCUCAAACAGCUGCUACCUUGUCCUCUACACAUACCAGAAACUGGGCCGCAGCCAGUACAUCCUGUACCUAUGGCAGGGCCACCAGGCCACAGCAGAAGAGACCAAGGCCCUGAACUGUAACGCUGAGGAGCUGGACCACAUGUACCAGGGAGCUCUGGUACGGGAGUAUGUGACAAUGGGCAGCGAGCCCCCGCACUUCCUUGCCAUCUUCCAGGGUCAGCUGGUGGUCUUCCAGGGGAGCACUGAGCACAACAGGAAGGGGCAGCCAGCCUCUGGCCCCAGGCUCUUCCACGUGCAAGGCUCUGACAGCUGCGACACCAGGACCAUGGAGGUGCCGGCUCGAGCCUCAUCCCUCAACUCCAGUGAUGUCUUCUUGCUGGUCACGGCCGGGGUCUGCUACCUCUGGUUUGGGAAGGGCUGUAAUGGUGACCAGCGUGAGAUGGCUCGGACGGUGGCCACUUUCAUUUCCAUCAAUGACAAGGAAAUGGUGCUGGAGGGUCAGGAGCCUCCAAACUUCUGGGAGGCCCUGGGGGGCCGGGCCCCCUAUCCUAGCAGCAAGAGGCUCCCCGAGGAGGCCGCCAGCUCCCAGCCACGAUUGUUUGAGUGCUGCCGCCAGGCGGGCUGCUUGGUCCUCACGGAAGUGGUGUUCUUCAGUCAAGGGGAUCUGGACAAGUAUGACAUCAUGUUACUGGACACCUGGCAGGAGAUAUUCCUGUGGCUUGGUGCUGCUGCCAGUGAGCGGAAGGAGGCGGUGGCCUGGGGCCAGGAGUACCUGAAGACCCAUCCAGCAGGGAGAAGCCUGGCCACUCCCAUUGUGCUGGUCAAUCAAGGCCAUGAGCCUCCCACUUUCACCGGAUGGUUCUCCACCUGGGACCCCUACAAGUGGUCGAACAACCAGCCCUAUGAGGAGGUGGUGGAGGGUGGGAUCUCCUGCUUGGGAGCAGACUCUGCCAUCUCUGGGAUAACAGCAGAAGUCAACAAUUUCCAGCUAUCCCAGUGGCCAGGUGUCAGCAGGGCAGGUCCAUCAGCCCUGCCAGCCGUCAGAGACACCCAGGACAUCUCGGAGAUGGAGUUGGGGCCCAGGGUAGGCGGCAGGAGUGCCGGCCUCGGCAUCGGCGGCAGCAGCAACAGCAGCAGCAGCGUCAGCUUGGCAGACAGUGGGAGCCUGCCCCCAGAACGGCUGAGGUACCAGGCCGCUGAGAACCUACCACAGGGUGUGGACCCCACCCGCAAGGAGUUCUAUCUCUCAGACGCUGACUUCCGAGACAUCUUUGGGACGUCCAAGAAGGAGUUCUACAGCAUGGCCAAGUGGAAGCAGCAGCAGGAGAAAAAGAGACUGGGCUUCUUCUGAGUCCUGGGGGGCUCUGCUCAUGCCCCCAGGCCUCUCCCCUUUGCCAAUAAAAGAGAGCCA
Messenger RNA from Sciurus carolinensis (gray squirrel), 2787 nucleotides. It is a transcript of the gene Vill, whose product is annotated as villin like. The coding region runs from base 133 to 2727 and encodes 864 amino acids. Gene Ontology annotation, biological process: actin polymerization or depolymerization; barbed-end actin filament capping; actin filament severing. NCBI's taxonomy places the organism in Eukaryota, Metazoa, Chordata, Mammalia, Rodentia, Sciuridae. The record is from RefSeq and is a predicted model, not a curated record. Gene Ontology annotation, cellular component: actin cytoskeleton; cytoplasm. Gene Ontology annotation, molecular function: phosphatidylinositol-4,5-bisphosphate binding; actin filament binding. The transcript is spliced from 20 exons.